CACGAGAGUAGCAGAGCCACGGCGGAGCUAACUACUGGGCUAAGACAAGUUCAUGAGGCUAUUAUGCUACAGUAGCUUGAAAAGACACAGCUGAACCUCCUCUUGAAGAACAAGUCCCAAGAACAGACCCAGCUGAACCUGCUCUUGAAGAACACGUUGCAGGAAUAUGUACAACUGAUGACAUGACUUACACUGAAGAAAUCCAAAUGAGUUUCCCACACAAAAAUUCUGAUGAGGACUCAGAAACACUCACAGUCACAGAAGUUGAAGAUAUAACAGGCAUAGAAGAUGAAGAUAUAACGGGCACAGAAGGGACAUUAAACAUCUUGAUAAAAAGACUGCAAUCCAAUUGGCAAGCUAUUUUAAUUGGGAUUUUGAUAGUGCUUGUGUCUGGUGUGACCAGUGCCCUCUUCAGUCAGAUAAAUAAACAGCAAUUUCUGAAUGCAAAAUUACAACAUAUGCCAGAGGAGACAGCAUGGAAUGAGAAAAAGUUUAAAAUGGAAAACAUUCAGCUGAAACAGCUUCUGAAUUCCACCUAUCAGAACCUCACCCUUCUGGGUACUGAGAACAACCAACUGAAGCUGCACUUAACUGCAACACUGGAUACCUUCACCUUGUUGUCUGCUGAAAAUACACAGCUAAACCUGUUCUUGAACAACAUCACCCAAGAAAAUACACAGCUGAACCUGCACUUGGAGAACCCGAUUCAAGAAAAGAGACAAUUGGAUGUGGAGAACCAAAAGCUUAACAUGUUUCUGAAUUCAACUCCUGAAAACUUUAACCUCAUAGAGGAAGAGAACAAACAACUUAACCUCCAUCUGAACGAAUCACUGAAGAUCAUCACCCACCAAGGCGCAGAAAGCAAACAGUUGCACCGGCUGUUAUUAAAUGAACAGCUAAACUCCAUGCAGCUGAAAGCAGCUAAUGAACACCAGCUUUCAAUCCUGUUCUCGGACGAAAUGGGCUUCAUUUGGAGAUUCUGCAACAGAGACACCCUGCAGUGUUCACGCUGCCUGCCUGGCUGGACUGAGCACGCUUCACGCUGCUUCAUCCUGUUCCACGAAACAAAGAAGUGGGAAAAGGCUCACAUAGAGUGUCUUGACUAUGGGGGUGACCUGGCUAUGGUUUGGAAUAAAGAAGACCAGGCAUUCUUGACAAACAUGACUUUUCAGUAUGUACAGCAGAAUCCUAGCGAGAAUUUUCAUUCAGCAUGGAUUGGAUUGCAAGAUAUGGUCAAGGAGGGCACCUUCUUCUGGGUCAAUGGCGACACAUUCAAGUGGAAUUUCAUUUAUUGGAUGGAUCAGGAGCCAAAUAACGUUAUGGCCGCCUGGGACACAAGCCAGGCAGGACAGGACUGUGUUGCCAUUGUUCCACCAACACGCAUUGGAGCGGAGGACUAGUUGAACUCCUGGGAUGACAUUAUUUGUAAUGGCAGACGGCACUACAUUUUUUUGGGGGGACCACAGCUCUCAUUUUGGGCUGACUGAUGUAACCCCUGUUACACUGACAAGCCUGGGACGAUGUUUACCUGUUUAAUUUGAAGAUUUGUAUUUGAACGUUAUGAAAUAUAGAGAAUAAAUGGCUCCAACAAUACAAAAUAUAUACACUGUUGUGUUAUAGAUAUAAUUUAUCAACUCAAGAUUUAAGGGUGGGGGUGAACAGCCAUCAUAAUUGUAUCCCUUUAGGCAGGAAUAUAAUAAACAUUUGUCAUAAACAUACAAAAAAGAAAAGAAAAAACAAUGAGUAUUCUGUACAUAACCUUUGUAUCACUUUUUAUACCACAUACCACCUGAGAAAAUAUUCUCUCCAGCUGCCACUAGUUUCACAUACAUUAAAAUCCAGCAGAUUUAUUCCUAAAGAUAUUAUUUAUUGUUGAUUGUUUUUGAAUCAGGGGCAGAACCAGUUCAAGAAUUCAGAGCUAAUUUGGUUUUAAAGGUGUUCUCCUGAUCUGCACUUCACUUCCUGAAAUGUCCUGUUUGGAGAUUGCAGAGUUUUUGAACCCUUCAUUUAACCUUUGCUUACUAUCUCACAGGGGCGUCACAGCACUUUAAAAAGUGGGGGUAUUCUAGGGGUGGCACAUGA
Messenger RNA from Larimichthys crocea (large yellow croaker), 2082 nucleotides. Its product is annotated as low affinity immunoglobulin epsilon Fc receptor-like. The transcript has 3 exons. The record is from RefSeq and is a predicted model, not a curated record. Lineage: Eukaryota; Metazoa; Chordata; Actinopteri; Sciaenidae. Bases 183 to 1400 code for a protein of 405 amino acids.